Molecule: messenger RNA, 674 nt
Organism: Pogonomyrmex barbatus (red harvester ant)
Lineage: Eukaryota; Metazoa; Arthropoda; Insecta; Hymenoptera; Formicidae
Source: RefSeq, a predicted model, not a curated record
CAAAUCUUUAAACGUAGAACAUAAAAAUAGAAUACGAAGAAGAAGAAAGUCGUCUAGUACGUCGAGAUUAUUUGUUCAACAAUCUCCAACUCGGCGAAGAUCGAAAAUGGAUCUACAGAAAGAUUUUAACAUUGAUAAAGGGAAACGGAAGAAAACCGGUUAUUCAUCCUCUUCUACGGAUACUACAAAAAGAGAUUGCUCAUCCAUGUCAGUUCUUAGCGAACUCGACUUUCCUCGCGAACCUCCAAUAUUACCAACAAGCAAUCCUGAAGAACUUCACAAUCUUCUCUUAUGCUACAUAGAGAUUCUACAUAAAGAUCCCAGUUUUCAUGAGAAAAUGAAAGAUCCUGUAAAGGACCUGUAUAAUAAUCUUGAAACAAAGUCAACUGCGGAGUUUGAUCCUUUGCAACCAGCCAAGAAAGUUUGCAUUAUUUUUCAUGGCGCGCCGUUCACUGAAUAUCAAGAAACCGCAUGUAGAAGCGCUAAAGUAUUGCAAGUGCCAUUAUUAUGCAUAGAUAAUGUAAUUAUCGAAGGCAUCGCUCUUGGUGACAAUUGGAUUUCAAUCAAGUUGCGGCAGAUUGUCGACGACGCUUAUCAGGAAUAUUCGCUAGCGUUCGAGAAACAUAAGUAACUAUAAAAUUAAGAAAAAUUCAGAUAUUUUUUAAUAAAUAUUU